AUGUCGGAGCCACUGCUAGUUCCCAUCCAGCUAGACGCAUUUGUCCUCAAUCCCAAAGUCUGCGGGACACCAGACAAAGUCGAAAGUCGGAUCUGCCCCAUCACCCAACCCAACUACACCUUCCUCCGAUAUGAGGAUUUCGUCGCUGAAAGUGACGUCCAACCAUACGCCGAUCUCCACAAUGCCGCCCCGGCCAGCCACAACUCCCGCACGACAGAUCUAGGCACUGGCCACCAUCGCCGCAAUCGACAUGGAGUCUACAUCCACUGGAGUCUCCCACGGGUGUAUCGGGCAGGAGUUUCUCUGGCGGAUUCGGUGGGCGAUAAAUCGCGCCGCGACCAGGAGCGCCAGCGUCGUGGUCUGGAAAAGGAAACGGAUGAUGCGAAGCCGUCUGCUGCACCGGAGUAUAUCGAUCCCCCAACGAGGUGGUUGGUUGUUCGGAAGCUCGAUCUGGAUACGAUUCAGCCGGUCGAAGCAAGGGCGAGUUUCGAGGAAUUCACCGCGUGGGUGAUCGAGGGGGAUUAUUUGUGGAAAUUGGAUGAUAUACCCCCGCACUAUGAUCUCCAGGUCGAUGUGUCUCCUUUUCUGGCGGGAGACCCAGACAAGGACGUGGAUGUUGGGGCUCAGGCUGAGGUAUUUAUCGGUCGCAAAACCCUGCUGAAGGAAUGGGUCGAUGAUACACCGAGAAAUCCGCCUCGCAUUCCAGUACUGGGUAGUGGGAACCAGCUCUUUGCUGACUUCCAACAGCACAAUUCUAAUGUUUUUAGUAUGCUGGAUAAUUUUGCAUAUGGGGAUCCAAAAUCUCCAGAGUACCUGGAUGUUGCCGAGGCCAGUUAUUAUGUUAUUGGAUGGCACUGGAAGGAUGAAGCAGAUCCGCUGUGGAUGGAUGAUAAUCGUCCUCGUAGUGAGAGACUUGAUUCCCUUUUUAUGUCACUGCAGGGGGGCGGAAAUGCUUGGCUCGAUGCGACUGGUCCAACUCGUUUACUGUGUCACGGCGCUAUGUACAAUGUUCAAUGGGACUGGAACAAGAAGCCAGAGACCCCCGCUGAUAAAUUUGCUCGUCGUCUUCACGACCAGAGCAACCCGGCUGUAUCGGUCGGAACAACGGCGUUGGAUGCAUUGAUGACGUAUUGUAAGGCAAGAAGAAGGGACACAGGUGAUUCUGAUACAGCCACUGAUCUGGAGAAAAAGAUUCUUUCUCUUCAGGCUCUUCUCCAUACCCAUGAUGAUGGAGUCGAAGGCCAGCGUGAAGCGAUAGAUACCGUGUAUAACUGGAACUUUACUCGUUCCCCUGGUGGCAUUCGCUAUUUCCUAGCCACAAGUGAUGACCCACAAGCCAAACCGCUCCAGAUAGACGACGAAAGUCAAAGGAAUCUAAAGACUCUGAACCAACGCCAGAUUCUGCAGGAAUCUUGCCUUCGCGCGGUAGACCAGCUGCGGUGGGAUCUUUUUGCAUUGUGGUGGAAAUAUAUCACAGACCCAGGCAAUGCAGAUGGCAGCAAUAAUCAACAAUUUGAGAGCGAUGUAUUGGAGAUCCGCGAUCGAAUCGUGAACCUUGGGGGGAAGAUCAGAUCUUUGGAGGGGGAAAUUCAGGGGUUAAAGAGUAUGGAAGCGAUACGAUCAGGCACUCAUCAACCCUACUAUCAGGCUCGCGAUCCAACUCUUUUAGUUGGAGGCAUUGACCAGGGAUGGCCAUCAGACUAUUUGUCUCCACUGAGUGUUCGCCUCCAAUCGCAGACCAUCUCUUCGACAGAGGAUGAACCGAUACCUGAUGGACUUAAGACUGUCUAUGAACAGAUGAAAGAACGGCUUGCCUCGUCCAUGUCACAGCACAUGUUGGGAGCCGCGAGAAGACUAUUUGGCGAGUUCCAUUCCUUGAUGUCGCAAAGCGGGCGACAGCCAUCACUCGGACGAUAUUUUCCACAAUUCCACGAUAAACUGGAUGGGUAUGCGAGAGAUGAAUGGAACCAACGGCAGCCUUGGCGGCCCCUAUACAUGGAAUGGGAAGCAGAGUACAUUCACAUCCCCUUCGAACAUUGGUACUUGGGCGAACAGACCGCUCGGUUGUCAGAGAAUAGUCAGGUUCGCUAUGGAGUAAAGGUGCAAAGCGGCGCUCCGCUGUGGGAAGAACUUGCAAAGCCCUCAAACGACGGAAAGCAUUCGAGUCUCGACAGGCGUUUGAUCUCUGGCCGCGGACUGAUUCUUCCUCAGCCAAGUUUCUCUCUUGAUGCGCGGAUCCGCCAGUUGUUCUCAAGCAUGCCUGAACAGGAACUUGAGAAACACAUCACCAAGGAACAUAGAAGAAACCUGCUUGAUCAGAUUCCUCGACUUCCAUAUCUUUCUGCACCACUCUCUGGGCUGACUGAUGGCUUGCUAACCCUGGCACACGGUACGCACAUAAAGCCUCUAGCCAGAACAAUCGGCCCCGCGGGUGAACGGAUGACUGCAAUCAAGUCGGCCUGCGUCCCCCAGGCCGGGUUCGAUGAUAAAGCGUUGGAAAUGAUCCAGGGGAAUUCGGCCCUUACCCCGUUAGCUGCCACCGUAGCCUGGCCCGAUCAGGCCCAUUGUCCGUUCAAGCCAGUAACGCAUGGACAGGUGAGAUUUCGAAAACUCAAUAUUAUCGACAAGUUUGGCCAGACCUUGGUGGCCAUCGAUCCAGAGCCACGGACUACCGUACCUCGACCUCUGUAUCCGUGUAUCAGUGACCUUUACGAGCCCCAAAAGCUCAACCAACAAGACGCCAAUACAGUUCUCCCAGGCCGUGACGGAAACUGCCAAUUCUUUCAGAUACCUCCGCAGAUCGGCCAGAAUUCGAGACUCAAUGCGUGCUUCGUUACCCGCAGUGAACCGGGAACAUCCUCAAGAAAUGAAAAACAGGCUUAUUGGCGGCCUACAACUGAAUGGGAAAAUCCAAUUUGGGGUUGGGUUGUCACUAACUACGCUGAUGAAGGCAUCCAAUUCUUUCUUCCGGAUGGAACAUUCUACUGUGAGGUGCGGGUAGGUGGACAGCUGGAGACGGUCAAGACACCGAAAUGGAUGCCGUUUAAGCCUGAUGCCUCUACGGGAGCACAGGACGAUCCCAAUCGCAAACAGUUCGAUGCGCUCAUUGUAAAGCUCGGUGAUGUUGACUAUCUGAGGGCGUUUUGGUAUAUGGUUGUCAACGCACUAGAGAGCUUACCACCAACUCCGAACUCUUAUGCGCAGUAUCUGACAGCGAUUGUUGGAAAACCACUCGCGCUUGUCAAUAUGGGAUGGUCUCUUGAACUAGACCGUCCUCCGCUGCAGAACCAAGCGACCAACACCAUGGCCAAGGAACCGAGCCUGUCAUUAACCAUUCAACCUGGCAAGCCAUCCUACGAGCUGAAAGUCAAACUGGGCGACAAGGAGCGCGAAUACGAUGGUAUGGUGGGAUAUUUCAACAUGACCGAGACAGAAGACCAUGCUGAAGGUAAUGAGCUCAGCCUGGAUACCAUCCAGACUUACUUUGCCACCGCCGAUGAUAAAUUCCCGUCGUUGAAGGCUAUCACGCCCGAAACUCACCCAAAGUUCCGUCCGUUCUGGGAAUCUCCCUGGAGGAGUGACCCACCAUCUGGCUCGGACUUCUGCAACCCAGCCGAGUAUGAUAACCGUCGAAACAAACACCUACAAGUAUAUGGUGCCAUAGUGGACCCCUUCACGGCUAUCCACGCGUAUUCUUCCUUCUUGCCCGCACAGUCCUUACAGCUGGCACCGUGGACGUGGCAGGAUGCCAUGAGCAAAGUAACAGCUUUUUUCCAUGCGGGGCCUAUCACACUAACCGCCGACGUAAAAGAGUAUGAUCCUGCCCGAGCCCUGACACAGGAUAACAUGAACGAGGACCCUCCGCAUCAAGUGGGUCUCCCUGGAUUAACAGGUGGAAAGUGGUCUUGGUUGCAGCCGUAUGUCGAUCCCAGCGAUGAGCUAUCUACGGAGGACGAAGGUACCGAUUCUGGAGGCUCCGAUGCAAGUUCCCCUGCGGAUGCCGAUUCGCAACCACCGUCAGAAUCGGCCGGAUUGACGCCACCGAUAUUCAAUUCCUAUGAAAUUGGGCAGACGGAGAAGCGUCUUGCAAAGCCGGGUUUUGAGAGUGGGCCAUACACGGCUAUUGAGGGCUUUUUGCAUCUGCGGAGGCCCAUAAUGAUGGAUCAACCGGAGCAGGAGGGAGAUGAGGUGCAGUCACACGUGCAGGAGUUAGAGAAUCAAGAGCCAAGAGAAGGUCAUGACUGA
Talaromyces rugulosus is the source of this 4245-nucleotide messenger RNA. RefSeq lists its product as uncharacterized. Lineage: Eukaryota; Fungi; Ascomycota; Eurotiomycetes; Eurotiales; Trichocomaceae. Bases 1 to 4245 code for a protein of 1414 amino acids. The record is from RefSeq and is a predicted model, not a curated record. The transcript is spliced from 2 exons.